Messenger RNA from Jaculus jaculus (lesser Egyptian jerboa), 3188 nucleotides. RefSeq names its product tetratricopeptide repeat domain 7A (gene Ttc7a). The record is from RefSeq and is a predicted model, not a curated record. Gene Ontology annotation, cellular component: plasma membrane. Gene Ontology annotation, molecular function: protein binding. The transcript has 16 exons. Bases 131 to 1927 code for a protein of 598 amino acids. Gene Ontology annotation, biological process: phosphatidylinositol phosphate biosynthetic process; protein localization to plasma membrane. Lineage: Eukaryota; Metazoa; Chordata; Mammalia; Rodentia; Dipodidae.
CUCCAACAGCGGCACGUCAAGGCACCUGAAAGGUUGUCCGCAUGUGGACUAUGAACUUACCUACUUCCUGGAAGCCGCCCUCCAGAGCGCUUACGUGAAGAACCUGAAGAGGGGGAACAUCGUGAAGGGCAUGCGGGAACUCCGAGAGAUUCUCCGGACCGUGGAGACCAAAGCAACGCAGAACUUCAAAGUGAUGGCUGCCAAGCACCUGGCGGGGGUCCUGCUGCACUCGCUGAGUGAGGACUGCUACUGGAACCCUCUAUCCCAUCCUCUCCCCGAGUUCAUGAGCAAGGAGGAGAAUUCUUUCGUCACCCAGGCCCUGCGGAAACCUCACCUCUAUGAAGGGGACAACCUGUAUUGCCCAAAGGACAACAUAGAGGAAGCCCUCUUGCUGCUGCUCAUCAGCGAAUCCAUGGCGACUAGAGACGUGGUUCUGAGCCGGGCCCCGGAGCAGGAAGAGGACCGGAGAGCGAGCUUGCAGAACGCCGCUGCCAUCUAUGACCUUCUGAGCAUCACGCUGGGCAGGCGGGGACAGUAUGCCAUGCUCUCUGAGUGCCUGGAACGAGCCAUGAAGUUUGCCUUUGGAGAAUUUCACCUUUGGUACCAAGUGGCCCUCUCCAUGAUGGCUUGUGGGAAGUCUGCCUACGCCGUGUCGCUGCUGCGUGAGUGCAUGAAGCUGCGGCCCUCUGAUCCCACCGUGCCCCUGAUGGCUGCCAAAGUCUGCCUCGGGACCCUGCACUGGCUGGAGGAGGCGGAGCACUUUGCCACGAUGGUGAUCGAACUUGGAGAGGAAGCUGGCGAGUUCCUCCCCAAGGGCUACCUAGCCCUGGGCCUCACCUACAGCCUGCAGGCCACUGAUGCCACCUUGAAGUCCAGGCAAGAUGAACUGCACUGCAAGGCUCUGCGGACGCUGGAGAGAGCCCAAGAACUGGCACCCGACGACCCCCAGAUCACCCUCUGCGUCUCCCUGCAGCUGGCCCUCGUGAGACAGAUCUCCAGCGCCAUGGAGCAGCUGCAGAAGGCCCUGACCAUGUGCAGGGGUGAUGCCAACGCCCUCCACUUGCUGGCGCUGCUCUUCUCUGCCCAGAAGCACCACCAGCAUGCCCUGGAUGUCAUCGACAUGGCCCUCACAGAGCACCCGGAGAACUUCAACCUGAUGUUCACCAAGGUGAAACUGGAGCAGGCGCUGAAAGGCCCCGACGAUGCCCUGGUGACCUGCAGGCAGAUGCUGCGGCUGUGGCACACCCUGUACAGCUUUGCCCAGUUGCGGGGCCUGGAAAAGGAUGGCAGCUUCAGUGAGGGCCUCAUGGUCAAGAAACAGAGCGGCAUACACCUGACCCUGCCGGAUGCCCAUGAUGCAGAUUCUGGCACCCGGAGGACAUCAUCUAUUGCAGCCUCGCGGCUGGAGGAGGCCAUGUCGGAGCUAACCGUACCCAGUUCCGUCCUGAAGCAGGGCCCCAUGCAGCUGUGGACCACUUUGGAACAGAUCUGGCUCCAAGCUGCUGAGCUGUUCAUGGAGCAGAAACACCUCAAGGAAGCAGGGUUCUGCAUCCAGGAGGCCGCUGGCCUCUUUCCCACUUCUCACUCUGUGCUCUACAUGCGAGGUCGGCUGGCCGAGGUGAAGGGCAGCUUCGAGGAGGCCAAGGAGCUGUACAAGGAGGCACUUGCUGUGAACCCGGAUGGCGUACCCAUCAUGCACAGCCUGGGUCUGAUGCUGAGUCAGCUAGGCCAUAAGAGCCUGGCCCAGAAGGUUCUGCGGGACGCCGUGGAGAGGGAGAGCACGUGCCACGCGGCAUGGCAGGGCCUGGGUGAAGUGUUGCGGGCCCAGGGCCAGAACGAGGCUGCCGUGGAGUGCUUCCUCACCGCCCUGGACUUGGAGGCCAGCAGCCCCGUCCUGCCCUUCACCAUCAUCCCCAGAGAGCUCUGAGAAGCCGCAGCAGUGGGGUGCUGUCGGGCACCGGGGCGCGUGGCAGCAGCAGACAGGGAGAGUGUUGGGGGCGGGGGUAACAGCAGCGGCAUUCAGGUGUGGGAGCUCAGGGAACAGAUCUGUAAUGAACACAGCCUCAGACUGCAGCGCCCCCCACCCCCGGUUCUCCCCGCCAUCCUCCCCUGCAGAGCCAAGCUCCAAGGGAACCAUUUCACCCAGAAGAUUUGCCUACGAAGCAAAUCCCUUGCUUCCAGGACGCACGUUGUGGUCCCUUUAGAUAAAGGUGUGCCUUGGCCUCAAUCCUCACCAGCUCUGACCCCUGGAUCUUCUGGCUUUUAGAAAGACCUGUCUUGAGUCACUGUGCCUCUGAGACCAACUUGUCACAAGCCAGAGAGCUACCUUCUGGUUGAGCCUGGACUUCUUCCUUGCUACCUUGGGACACAGACUGGCUUGAAUGCUUAGUGACUUGGUGACAGAGUCGUAGGGGUGAGAACAUGCUCUUGAGAUAAAAGAAAGGGUAUCAGGCUAUGCUUCCCUGACCCAUGUUGGAAUUCCCAUGUCCUAGAUCUCACUUCCCAUUCUCAGGGUAGUGCAAGCUUCCAGAUUAUUCUUGGACCUUGCCCACAGACAGCCACGUUGAGGGCACAGGAGCCUCUCAUGUCUCUGUGCCACCAAGUGCCUUUUGGAUGUCUGGUGCCUGACCAGACCCACUGAAACACCAGCCCCAACUCUUCCACAUCCAUCCAUUCCCAUCCCCCUGGAAUUAGGCCCCAGCCCCAGAAGGUUCUAUGGCCCCUAUACCAGUGCCCCCCGCUAAGGUACGCCUCAAACAAAACACAGGUCUGACCCAGACAUUUCUAAUGACCUGAGUCAACACAUUCCUUCAAAGCUCUGGGAUUGACCCCCAAACAACCUUACCGUCUUCAACCCAUUUUCCACUUUGCACUUCGGUGGGGGACUCCGUCCUAGCUUUUUAGGGCCUCCUGCUCAGAGCUCCACAGAAGCUGUGGUUGGAAACUGAGGAGGAAGUUGGCCAGCCCUCACCUUUCUGUGCCCGUGGGUCCUGCUGCUGAGCACACCUCCUGCCGCCCCAUGUGCCACUUCCAGCAGGAAGCCAUCCCUGGGGCCUAAUAGCUCUAUUUUUGGGGGGGGGGGAUUUUGAGGUAGGGUCUCACUCUAGCCCAGGCUGACCUGGAAUUAUUCACUAUGGAGUCUCAGGGUGGCCUCGAACUCACGGCGAUCCUCCUACCUCUGCCUCCCG